GCUGUCUUUGAGGUUAGGUCGGUUUCCUGUGUCAAAAACCAAAGUGACGUGCAAUUGCAUCAGAAUUAAACGUGAAUUAGUUGAAAUCGGGGGACAGUUAAUUUGAGAUUUUUGUGAACUCGAAAUGUCUGGAGAUAGUGGAAAUCCAAUUUACACAUCCGAGAAAACCGGAAACGACGAUUCUGGUCUCGGCACUGAAGACAAGCCCUUCAAAACCAUCCUCCAAGCCAUGCGCCAUGCUGGAGCGGAACCAUUUCCUGUAAUUUACGUCGACGGUAAGGAAGGCAUCAAAUUCGAACCUGCCUCAAAAUCCCAACUGAAGAAAAUCCAAAAAAUUUGGGUUCGUGAGUCGCACAAGCAAUCCGUUGCGGCGAAUCGUGAAGAAGAAGACGCCGCAAAACGCGAGAAGAAUCUAGAAGAAGCGAAAAAAAUUGCAAUCACUGAAGAUAAAUCCCUUCCGGCGGCAAAACCAAUCAAAAUCGUUAAAGGCAAAGAAUUCAGAGAUCAAAGAGUGAAGAUUUAUGGGUGGGUGCACAGGUUGAGACGACAGGGAAAAAACCUGAUGUUUAUCACGUUGAGGGAUGGUACUGGGUUCCUGCAAAGCGUCUUAAGUGAUAAACUUUGUCAGAGUUAUAACGCACUUGUGUUAUCCACUGAGUCGUCGAUUUUGCUCUAUGGGACUCUGAGGAAAGUACCAGAAGGUAAAACAGCGCCUGGGGGACACGAGUUGGCUGUGGACUACUGGGAAUUGAUUGGGUUAGCGCCACCUGGCGGCGCCGACUCGAUACUAAACGAGCAAGCUUUACCAGACGUCCAGGCUGAAAAUCGCCACAUUAUGAUAAGAGGCGAAAACACGUCGAAAAUCCUGAGAAUGAGAUCUGUCCUGCUUCAGGCCUUCAGGGAUCACUACUUGGAUCGCGGUUACUGUGAAGUGACUCCGCCAUCUAUCGUCCAAACUCAGUGCGAAGGGGGGUCGACACUGUUCAAAAUGGAUUAUUUUGGGGAGGAGGCCUACUUGACACAGAGCUCGCAACUGUACUUGGAAACGUGUUUGCCGUCAAUGGGGGACGUUUUUUGCAUUGCCGAGAGUUUUAGAGCUGAGCAGAGUCGGACUAGGCGGCAUUUGGCCGAAUACACACAUGUGGAGGCCGAAUGCCCCUUUAUUUCAUUCAAUGAUUUGUUGGACCGUCUCGAGGAUCUCAUUUGUGAUGUUGUUGAUCGGGUUUUGAAGUCGCCGUAUGGUGACAUUGUCCACGAACUCAACCCUAAUUUCCAAGUACCGACGCGACCAUUCCUUCGAAUGAACUAUUCCGAUGCCAUUGACUACCUCAAGAAGAAUAAUAUCACGAAAGAGGAUGGCAGUUUUUACGAAUUUGGAGAGGAUAUUCCGGAAAUGCCGGAACGAAAAAUGACUGAUAAGAUCAACAAACCGAUUAUGUUGUGCCGUUUUCCUGCAAACAUUAAGUCGUUUUAUAUGUCGAAAUGCCCGGAAGACUCGCGUUUGACCGAAAGUGUGGAUGUUUUGUUGCCGAAUGUUGGCGAAAUUGUUGGGGGGUCGAUGAGGAUAUACGAUUUGAAGGAACUUAUGGAAGGGUACAAACGGGAAGGCAUAGACCCAACACCGUAUUUCUGGUACACGGAUCAAAGAAAAUACGGGACGUGUCCCCAUGGGGGCUACGGCCUUGGAUUGGAGCGAUUUGUCUGUUGGUUGUUGAACAGAUACCACAUUAGAGAAGUUUGUCUGUACCCCCGAUACUUGCAUCAUUGCAAACCCUAAAUAUUUACAUUCAAUAUGCAUUAAAAUUGUUAAUUUAAGCUUUAUUCAAUUCAAAUAAAGACAAAUAAUAACAAAAA
Molecule: messenger RNA, 1854 nt
Organism: Tribolium madens (black flour beetle)
Lineage: Eukaryota; Metazoa; Arthropoda; Insecta; Coleoptera; Tenebrionidae
Product: asparagine--tRNA ligase, cytoplasmic
Exons: 6
Coding region: 125-1777 (550 amino acids)
Biological process (GO): asparaginyl-tRNA aminoacylation
Cellular component (GO): cytoplasm
Molecular function (GO): asparagine-tRNA ligase activity; nucleic acid binding; ATP binding
Source: RefSeq, a predicted model, not a curated record